CUCUUUACGUGAGGCAUGGGAAAGGUCUCUCAGCCACAGAACACGUGGAAUCACACUAUUUUCGGUGGUUAAAAGGGUGCCCUUUGUACGCUAUCUGUCAGACUUCACUCUGUUGCUCAUUGACCUUCACUACUGAUAUCAGAAGAUAAUCAUUUCUAAUAUAAAGCCAGGCAGCACUCCGGAGUGUGUUCAUUUCACAUUAUCCUCAAGACAGCCUUCACAACACAAGCAAUGAUGAGGACACUACUUAGCAAAAUCUUUGCCGUGACCUUAAUUAUGUCACUGCUCUGUGGCAUUCAGGUCCAGGCUGCUCCGCUUGAAGAGGGGGAGAUUCGUGGCGCUUACGAGCUGGUGCACCGGGCGAAGCGAUCCAUGCUGUGGCGCUGGAUCACGCUGAGGCCUGUGGGUGCCUCCUGCAGAGAUCACUCGGAAUGUGGCACCAACUUCUGCAAGAAUCAGUCUUGUGCAUUCCGGGUUUACUCAUCCUAGAGAGACGGAGAAAGCUCCCCACCCUGACUGGACCCGUUAUUGAGGGAAAACGACCAAACAUCCACCUCCCAGUCCGGCUGGUUUAGAGGAGCUUCAGUAGCCUGUGUCCUGGGAUCCGAAAAAACUUGGGGAAGUUACAACGUGGUCACGAAGAGCUAGCCCUUUUCAGAAAUCUAAACGAAUAUGUAGCACAGGCUUCAUGUGGGCAAAACACAAUAUACGCUUUUAAAAUGAAUAACCAAUUCAUGGUCAAGUGACCAUCAAAGAUUGUACAUUUCCAAUAAUCACAAUGUCAAAACCAAAGAACAGAUCUUCCCGUGUAUCCAUGAGACGUUAAACGAGUUUCUACGCUGUACUUUACAAUGUAAUAAACCAAGAUGCUCGAACUAUAUAUUAAUGUUUUGUUAAUACACAACUAUGCUAAGUUUGUUAUGCAGUUGUCAUGAAGUACAGUAGGCCAGUGUUUGGGGUAUUUGUAAGUAUGAAGUUUGACUCAGAACAAGUAUCAUAUACUAAAUAUACUUAGUAUCAUAUACUGUACUAAAUCUGGAAGCUAACAUGAAGUUUUCCACUGUUGGACUGAGGCCAUUUAAGGUUUUGCCUCAUCUUAUUAAAGAUAUGGUUAAGCAUGUCAAUGUACAAUUAAGUCUUGAAAUAAUGAUUUUAUCAAACCUCCAACCUUAAAGUGCUUACAAGAUUAGUCCAUUUUGGAAACUGAAUUCAGUGUACUGUACAGAACAAAAUCUUAAUUUGUUCAAAGAAAUGCUGAAAAAUUACAAGUGCAUCAUUAUUGUCUUUUCUAUUUAUUUUUGAAUACAGUGUUUUGUUUCCAAAGCAUGACUGCACACAGAAUGUUAGGAGAAAAAUGGGGGAAAAAACAUUUUAUUAUUGUUUGUUACAGUGAUAGUGCAACUAUUUUUUUAUUGUAAAACAGAUUGACAAAAUAUUUAGACAUUAAAAAGGAAAAAAGAAACAUUCUGUACUGAAUUGAAAGAAAUAAAACAUCAGUUGUGAGAAAUGCGUUCCUGUGACUUGUACUGCUCACAUACAGCUACUCUUCACAAUGGUUAUCACCUACUAAACACAGUACAUUCAGCCCCACCCUUAAACCAACAGUAUAACCUACUGUACCACACUGACGAGACUGGCAGAAAAAUCUGGGCUUUGCAGAGGCUGAUAAAAAGAGAGAUUGUUACAAAAGAAGUUUAUGCUGUUCAUAAGGUCUCUACUCAGUGUGAAAUCUGUUAUUGCACAAAUGGUCUAGGUGUCAAAGUACAGCUACAGCUCUUAAAAAGUUUAUAAACAGAACGACGGCAUCAACUCACGCCUGGACUCGGAGACAAGGUGACCUUUUCCUUUGGAAACGAAUACAAUUCGUAUCGCCGUCCAACUUUACGAGGCGGGCAUCCCAUCAAUAAAAAAAAAGUAGGUAUUCUGUGACAUGGCAACUAUAGCUGAAGCAUAGAGGUAAUGCAAUGUGCCACACAAGCAGUUUUCCAUUGCUUAGUCAUCUGAUCGCACAUGGUCCCAAAGCACGUACAGCGUUGUUUCAUCACACAGACGAACCCAGGCCUCUCUGAUGCCCCCACUCCAGUUUUCCUCUUCUCAGUUUGAUUGCACACCCAUAAAAAUCGUGAAAGAGAGAAGCAACACCCUGCCCUACUGCUCCUGCCCCAGAAAGAUCAAAAGGAGCUUUCUCAGCAGGUCCCAGCAUUUCUGAUUUUCUGGGGUAAAUACAAGCAUUCUGGUGUCUACACAUCGGCCUGAGAGAGGAUCAGGAGGGGCUUUUUUGUUUCACCUGGAACAGAUUUUGGAGCAGAGAGGAACCCAUGUUAAUCAUGGUGUGGUUUUGGAAGAUUCUACUGUACAGAAGGGAAAUAAUCACUGUAUAUAACUACAUCCCAAAGUAGUUCAACGUAUUCAUUGUCCUUGAGUACAGGCUGUUAUGUCAUUAUCAUCUAUUAUUAUUUAAAAGGUUAUAGCUGGUAGAUUGCAAACACCUCUCUUCAGCUUCAAAAACUACUGCUGUUCAUCUCAAACAAAUGCACAACCGCAGGCACAUAAUCUACAUCAGUUGCUCAACUGCAGGAGCUGAAAGACAGUUAAAUGGGCUCUGAGAUAAGUGAUCAGCAUCACCUGCGCACCGUGCUGAUGAGACACACCCAGGGGCUAAAGUGGAGCAGCUCACCG
This is a messenger RNA of Lepisosteus oculatus (spotted gar), 2679 nucleotides long. RefSeq names its product liver-expressed antimicrobial peptide 2. NCBI's taxonomy places the organism in Eukaryota, Metazoa, Chordata, Actinopteri, Semionotiformes, Lepisosteidae. Gene Ontology annotation, biological process: antimicrobial humoral immune response mediated by antimicrobial peptide; defense response to bacterium. The record is from RefSeq and is a predicted model, not a curated record.